Messenger RNA from Rattus rattus (black rat), 5960 nucleotides. It is a transcript of the gene Snph, whose product is annotated as syntaphilin. Lineage: Eukaryota; Metazoa; Chordata; Mammalia; Rodentia; Muridae. The coding region runs from base 1497 to 3128 and encodes 543 amino acids. The record is from RefSeq and is a predicted model, not a curated record. Gene Ontology annotation, biological process: neuron differentiation. The transcript is spliced from 6 exons. Gene Ontology annotation, cellular component: mitochondrion; cytoplasmic microtubule.
CUCCCCCGCCCUCCACCUCUCCCUCCCCCCAGCCCCAGCCCCAGCAAGCACCGGCUAGCCACCUUCAGCUGGGGCUCGGGAGAGCAAUCCCGCUACCCUCCCGGGGCAGCCUAAACCAUGGAAGCCUUCGCAGGUUGCUGAUCAUCGUCAGGCGGCUGCUGCAGCUACUGCAGAGGCGCUGCGCCAAGCUGCGCCGGAGUCGUGCGAGCCCGCGGGACUGCGGAGGGCGAGUGGACCCAGGGCUGUUGGGAGAAAUCAAUGGCGUGAUGUACGUAACACAUGUAGCACGGGCUGGUGCACACUGGGGCUUGGCUUGGCAGCUGCUUCCCCGCCAGCACGGGCAGAGGUCCAGGGCAUGGCAUUCUCAGCUAAGCUUCCCCAGGCGAUUGUCUACAGUCCCUCUCCCGAGUGUGCAAUCAGGGGCUGCCACCUCUCGGUCUGGCUCAAAACUAGCCUCCGGCUGCAGAAAGCCUAGGUUUCACUCUCUUGACCUGAGAGAGCUCUAAGCUGACGCUGGUGUAGCCCUGAUCCCAGACAGCUAACCCUCUGCAUGGGGUCUCUCCCUCCCCCUUAUCCCUAAAAGACAUCCCUGCAGAGCUGUCCCUUGUCACUACUUGUCUCUCCUCAGUAGAACAUCCUAAGGACCCCAGCAGUGGAGUCAAAAGACCUGAGUCCACCCAUCUCUUCUCAAAUCUCCUGGGCAUGUGAAUGUUUUGCUAGACCCACCCACCCUGGAAUACUCAGCACCUAGGGAGGGCUUCUUACUCUCUUGACCUUGGCCUCCUGUACAUGAGACCUGUGCUCAAGUUCUUGGGAUGUGCUGAACUAUGUGCAUGCAUGUUUCCAUGACAGAAGCUGGCUUGCUUGCAUGCAGCAUGGCAAUCAGAGGGCCCGGCUGCUUGUCCUGCCUCGUGGGCCUGAGCAUGUACAGGGACAUGUGUGUGACACAUCUUGGAAUGACCUAUUUUGUCUGUACCCAUUUAUCUUUCUACACGUGUGCUGGUAUGUCCGUCUGUCUUGUCUCCUUUGUAGCCAGGAAGCCCCGAACCACGUGCCAACUGGGAAGGUGACGGUCCGAGAGCCCAGCCCGGCCUAAUCGGGGGCUCCGACUCCUGCACCAGGAGCCGUUCGACCUGCAGCCCCUGCCAGAGAGGGAGGACUGGAUGUGGGAGGCAGGAUCUGAGGGGCAGGAACUUGGGGAGAAGCAGGCUUUGCUGGUAGAGUAGAAGAUCCUUUUGCUGCACUGGUGGACAGGAGGCCCUUGUCUGACUGACAGGGUCUUCCCCUCUGGGUACCUUCACUGUGACUUGGAAGAUCUGGGGUUGGACUGAUGACUUCUAGCUACCCCUGAGGCCCUGAGGACUGAGACUUUAAACUGGGGUUAGCAGCCUGUGCCAAGCCCCACUGAAUUCACUGGCAGAGGCGGCUGCCUGCAGUAGCCUGUAGGUCCUCGCUUGAUUCUGGGGUGUCGUGCCUGAAGGGCAAGAGGAGAAGUCAUGCCAGGCAGUGGCCCCAGUGAGAGGAUGACAUGGCCCGGCCCUGCCCUCCCUACGCCCCCCACAACCCGCCCUCUUUCCUCAGCCCCGGGAACACCGCCCAUCCCACCGCUGACCAGGACCCGCAGCCUCAUGGCCAUGUCCCUGCAGGGAAGUAGACGGGCCUCUGCCGGAUCUCGCAGGCGCACGUCUCCACCUGUGAGUGUGCGGGACGCCUACGGCACCGCUUCCCUCAGCAGCAGCAGCAACUCUGGCUCCUGCAAGGGCAGUGACAGCAGCCCCACACCGAGGCGCUCCAUGAAGUACACACUCUGCAGUGACAACCAUGGUAUCAAGCCUCCCACGCCAGAGCAGUACCUGACUCCGCUGCAGCAGAAGGAGGUUUGUAUCCGGCACCUGAAGGCCCGGCUCAAGGACACGCAGGACCGGCUCCAGGAUCGGGACACAGAGAUCGAUGACCUUAAGUCGCAGCUGUCCCGCAUGCAGGAGGACUGGAUCGAGGAGGAGUGCCACCGCGUCGAGGCCCAGCUGGCUCUGAAAGAGGCCCGCAAGGAGAUCAGGCAGCUCAAGCAGGUCAUCGACACUGUCAAGAACAACCUGAUCGACAAGGACAAGGGGCUGCAGAAGUACUUUGUGGACAUCAACAUCCAGAACAAGAAGCUGGAGACGCUGCUGCAUAGCAUGGAGGUGGCCCAGAAUGGAGUAGCCAAGGAGGAAGGAACUGGGGAGUCGGCAGGCGGGUCCCCUGCGCGCUCCCUCACCCGCAGCUCCACCUACACCAAGCUGAGUGACCCAGCCGUCUGUGGGGACCGCCAGGCAGGGGAUCCCUCCAACACCCUUGCUGAGGACGGAGCUGAUAGCGGCUUUGUGGCUGCCGAUGACACCCUGAGUCGGACGGACGCCCUGGAGGCCAGUAGCCUGCUGUCAUCGGGAGUGGACUGUGGCUUUGAGGAAGCCUCGCUGCACAGCUCCUUCAACCUGGGCCCCCGCUUCCCUGCCAGCAACACGUACGAGAAGCUGCUGUGUGGCAUGGAGGCUGCCGUGCAGGCCAGCUGCAUGCAGGAGCGGGCCAUCCAGACAGACUUCGUGCAGUACCAGCCUGACCUGAACACCAUCCUGGAGAAAGUGGGCCAGGCUCAGGGGUGCAGCUCGGUCCUCAAGGACAGGCACUCAGAGCUGGAUCUCCACCCUUCAGGGCCCAGAGACCCCGACUCAGCAGUGGUGGUAACAGUAGGUGACGAGCCGGAGGCCCCAGAGCCCAUCACCCGCGGGCCAGCUAUACAUCGGCCUGCAGUCAACUCUAACCCAGGACUGCCAGUGAGUGUGGUGUGUCCAGUGGAAGAGGAGGAGGAGGCAGCCGCCGCCGCCGCCGCCACCGCCACCACCACCACCGAAAAGGAACCCAAGAGUUACUGGAGCCGCCACUACAUCGUGGAUCUGCUGGCUGUGGUGGUGCCAGCUGUGCCAACGGUGGCCUGGCUCUGCCGCUCCCAGAGGCGUCAGGGCCAGCCCAUUUACAACAUCAGCUCCCUGCUGCGGGGCUGCUGCACAGUUGCCUUGCACUCCAUCCGCAGGAUCAGCUGUUCACUGAGCCAGCCGAGCGCCGGCUCAUCCGGUGGCUCCCAGCUCUGAGGCUGCCAGCCCUCCACUUUGGGCAGCCUGACCAUUGAUUGUAGGAUGCCACUUGCUGCCCUCCAUCCCACCCCCACCCCCAUUGGCUUCCUCUUAACUUCCUUUCAGGCCCAGAAUAGCGCCCCCCACUCAAGAUGUCAGUAGUGUCAGGGAUUCAGAAAGGCAUCGCAAAAACGUCAAGAGAAAGGGGUUAAGAUGGCUAAUUGAAGAGGGAGAAACUGGUAAGAGCGCCCCUCCCUCUGUCCCCUCAGCCCACCCAGACUCUAGACAAGGCAGGCCCUGCUCAGAAAGUCUCUGGCUUAUUGAUCUGAGGAUCCUCCCCUCUUUUGAACCAUUCUUGUCAGCACCUGGCCCACUCCAUGCCUUCUCUUCCAGGCCACCCCUUGCCCCUCUCCUUGGGCUCCUGGACCAGUAUUACCUCCUCAAAUGGAGGCAGCCAGGACUCAAAAUACAGAGAACCACUCCACACAGGGUCUGGCUUCCCUGGUCCCACCAAGGCUCCAGCUCUCCUCCCUUGCCUAGGAUGCAGAAGUAAGGUCCAGCUGGAAUGACCAGCUCAGGCAGGAGGGUAGGUUCUGUGUCUGUCUGUCUGUCCUCUUGGCUUCUGGGUGUGUUAGAUCUUUGUGAGAUGUCCAGUACCCAUCACUACUCCUAACAUGCUUAUCGUGGGAUUGGGAGGGAGCCCUUACCCAAGCCCCAGCACAGAGAAGGCAAGGCUAAGGCCCUUCACCUUCUGAGAUGAGUCCACCUCAUCUGUAGCCGAGAGGUACCUCAGUGAGUUGAGAAAGUCAGAGGUCACUUACCGCAGGCCCCUUUGGCCCCAAGCCCUACCUAUGUUUGCACUCAGCUCCCUGCCCAUCCCAGAAACCCCAGGCUGCUUGCUUUCUGGGAUGAGGACUUCUUUCACCCAGCUGACUCCAGAGGAGGAUGAUGGAAGAUGGCCAUCAGGGGGCACCUCCAGAUGAGUUUCUGAAGCCACAACAUCUGCCUCUCCAUGCCAAAGCAGGGUCCCCCAAGUGUGCUUCCCAAGCAGGGGAGUGGCCAGGUAGUGUGAGCCUGUCUGUGCUGCUCCUGGUCCAGGCCUAGUCAGCCUGAGAAAAUGCUGUGAUCCUCACUUCCCUCUUCUUCCCAGAGAGGUCAUACCUACCUGACUGGCCCACCUCCAGGGAGCUGGUAGAGCCCUGCAUCUCACCCUCUCUGGCAUGGGAGCCUCUCUGGUUCUCUGCUAAGGUCGCUUGUCCUCACUGUUGCUCCAGUGGCCACUACUUGACUCAUGAGUUCUGCCCCACCACUCUGUGCCCUCCAAAGGGGCACCUGCAUGCACUGGGAGUGGGCAGCAGCCAGCCUAGCCAUCAGGGCAAGAGCCCUCUGCCGUGCGCUUUGUGCCUCCAAGCCCCCACCCCCACCUUGGUUGGGGCUGCAGACCAGCCAUCCUUGGUGGAACGUUCCUACCCCAGCUGAACCAAACCCAAAUGCCUGAGGCCUCGCUGGGGCUGCCCCAUAGGACACUGGGGUGGUACCAUGGAGAGACAGGGGAUAAAACUGAUCCAAAGCCAAGCCAGGACUGGCCACGGACCCAGUCUCCUGCGCCGUGUACUCAUGGAGCUCCAUAUGUCUCCCUAGCAACAGUUGAAGCUCUACUGAGAAAAAUAAAUGUAUGAACUAUAUUUGACAACAUAAAAUCCAUAUAUUUUUCACCAUUUGGCAUUUAGUCCAACUUUGCAGCCCCUCUGUUCCAUGUCUUGCUGUCUGGGCCUUCUUGUCGUGUCUCGUGUUUGGUGGACUUGGGCAGGGCUACAACUGUGGUCUACUCUGUUCCUGCUGCUGGAGAAGCCAUUGAGAAGGGUCCAGGUUUGUAGAGGCAUCAAGUGGAACUGGCCACCACCCUGCUCCUGCCGUGACCCUCGCCCUGCCUAUGUGAUCGCCUGUGAACUCACCUACAGUAGAGAUCCUCUUUCGUGAGUUCUGCCUCUCAGAAGGGCUCUGCUCCUUGCCAGAGCAAGUGGAGUGAGCAGCUCAUUACCCAGCCAUGGGAUGACCCUGGAACCCUGCAGGCUGGGGUAAUGGCCCUCUUCUUAAGUUUAUAUAAGCCCGGAGUCCCAUAUCCUUACAAAGGGGUUGCAGUGCCCAUGCAGUCCCAAGAGGUAGGCUUGGAGGUAGACACUUGAGCAGCCUGCUGUUUCCAGAUAUGGAGAAGGGGGCUGAGAGCAAGGUGGAACUGGGCCAGGCUCCCCUUAGAUACUCAUCCCCAAAGCUCCCCCCUUCCCAGUUGGCUGCAAUUUUCCCUCUUGCCCUUGGCUCCUGGAGCAAAAAUGUUAAGGGUGCUCCUUUCCCCUGCCUCCAGUCAGAGCAGACAAGGUCUCGAGGAAGUGUCCCCAGGAACUGCCUUCUAUAGCUCCUGAGGCCUUGGAGCCCAGCAGCUUGAAGUAGUGGCUCCUUUGUUCUGGAGCCCUCUGACAGGGCUCCGUGAGGACUUCUGGAAAGAGGCAACGCUGAGCAGAGUUCACGGUCAAUGUGUCCAGGCAGGUAGCAUACAUAGCUUUUCACUGAGACUCCUCUUCACCUGUACAGGCACAGGACAACAUAUCCCAGGCUCUAGGGCCAAAGGCCACUGAGGGGUCUCCACCCUAGGAACUCAUAGCCCCCUUCCGAUCUAGGCGACAUGUGAACUGGCCACCGUGCACUCACAUUAGGCUAUCUUGACAGAUUCCAGGGGACACAGGAGGGGGGCUGUGGGAAGGGGUCAUAACUCUCAGUCUCCUUUGUCUCUUUGUUCAGACAGAGUUGUGCCUGUAGCAGACAGCUCUGAAUUAAAGCAUGAACACACACACA